Messenger RNA from Sitodiplosis mosellana (orange wheat blossom midge), 3678 nucleotides. RefSeq lists its product as uncharacterized. Bases 1929 to 3086 code for a protein of 385 amino acids. Gene Ontology annotation, biological process: sensory perception of smell; detection of chemical stimulus involved in sensory perception of smell. The record is from RefSeq and is a predicted model, not a curated record. NCBI's taxonomy places the organism in Eukaryota, Metazoa, Arthropoda, Insecta, Diptera, Cecidomyiidae. The transcript has 7 exons. Gene Ontology annotation, molecular function: olfactory receptor activity; odorant binding. Gene Ontology annotation, cellular component: plasma membrane.
CUGCAUCGGAACGAUGGUCACUUUCUGAGUAUCACAAAAAUCACCAAGGAAACAUGGGCUCGAGCGUCGAAUCCGUCCGUUUCGCUGUUUAUUUUAUCGUCGUUUGGAAUUCUGAAACAUUUCGAAAGAAUCGUUUAAACUGUUUGCAUGUGAACGUGGAUGAAAGUGUUUGUGCGUUCGUUUACUAAUGUCGUAUGCGAUCGAAACGGGGCUAAAAUUGAUGUAUCACCCGAAUGACCAAAACAAAGACAUUUUCGAAACGACACAAAAGAACUAAAAGUUUCAAAGAAGAACAAAAGAUGAUGAACACGCACGCACUCACUCACAAAUACAAGCAAAGGACAGUAGCACAAAAGUUACACCAAACACGUUGAGAUCAAUCUAGUCACACCAAUCGGCAAUUAAAUGACAAAUUUUCAUUCCACUAAAUAAUUUCUCUACCAUUUUAUAUUUUUCACUGUGUGAAAAUCAUUACGCGCCUUUGUUAAUGCGUCAAUUCACCAGGAAUUUAUUGAUAAAACUAUUACAUUUACACAACGGUGAUGCAUAGAGAAUGGAGAAAAAAGGAAAAAACAAAUAAAAAUCUGUGCGUCGUAAUCGCUGCACCAUCCAAACAAAAAGUUAUAUAUAAAAAAAAAACAGCACGAAAACUAAAUCGGAGUUAAGCGUCUUUAUCGUGGUUUUCGAUGUUUUAUUUUCGAAUAGCGCACGGUUUCUACUAUUCGUAUGCUGAACUUUUUUUUUCAAAUGUACUGUUGUUGUUUGUUUGGUUCGUUGCCAAUCUUUGUCCGUUUUAACAAACUCACUACCAUCAUGCCGACACAACGUUUAUGAGCGUAUUUCGUGAGUAGUAUAUCUUUCCAGUGUGUUUUGUUACUUGGGUGCAAAGUAUUAGUGCAACUGGUACAUUGGUGAAACGAUCGUGUGUCGAUACAGAGCAGCUGCGUUCAUCGAUAUGUGUGCGUGAAACAUUUUGACACUUACAUUUCGAGCGGCCUCAAGUCACAGUGACAGUUGUACCCGCUUGAAGUUGGAUGUCUAGACAACAAACAACAAGGCAACUACUUUCAAGUGAUUAUGAUUUUAUUACUUGUGAAAAUGAACCUUGAGAUAUAUGGAUAUAUAUGGAAUUUGAAAAAUGACAUAAAUACACUCAACGUUUACAUCUUAGUCUCAACGUUCUUAUGACAAUAUUUAACAUUUUUAUCGUAUGAACAAUAUUUUAUGUUCUCAAAUGAAUACAUUUUGUAAUCAUUUUCUUGACAAAAUUACAAAUCUGUGGGAAAAUCGAUGGUAUGAGUACCAAGUAUGUUUGGAUAAAAUCGUUUCUAAUUUCUAUUUUUACUGAUUGUUGUAGGUGUUGUCAUAUACUGUACAGUUGAAAGAAUUAUUAUGUAACUAUAAUCUACAUUGGCCAUGAAAAUUUUAUUUUUCACCAAAGAAACAUUUUUGAUUCGUAAAAUGGUUACUAAAACUUAAAGCUGGUCUGAAUGGGAGACUUCGUCACAUUGUAUAAUAGAAAAACAGUUUUAAGCAAUUUGAAGGAAUUGAUUGAUUUCUUGAUUCUGGCUACUUAUUCAAAUCAAGGGAUUCAACGAAAUUAUUGGAAAAAUGCAUUUUGAAAUAUGACAUCUUUUGGUUUUCAAUUGGAUAUACUCAAUCAAAACAUGUACAUAAAACAAUUGUCACGGUUUAUCUUUUAUUAUUCAUGCUCCAUUUCAAUUACACGUUCGAUAGCUCAUAUUUCGCACGGUAGAAAAUGACCCAAAACUAAUUGGAUCACAUUAGUCUAAUGAUAUAAUGACAUAAUUCGAUGAAAUUUUUCUAAAAAAAAAAUACACUCACUUCUUGCCACUGGAUUUGCUUUAAAAAGAAGAACGCGGCAGUUCCAUCGUGCAUUAGAUUUGGAUUUUUGCAAGUGAGUAAAUAUGAAGACAUUGGUGUUUAUUCGUCGCAUAUUGGUAAUAUGUGGACUUUGUUCGGAAGAUUCCGACAACUCACAUUAUGGACGUCUUAUUAACUGGAUAAUUUUGGGCUUAUUAACCGGCUUUUUGAUGAUCACUUUCGAGUACAUUUACACGCAUUUUGACGAACGUGAAAAUGCUCUUUACGCCAUCAUGCAAUUUGUUACAUUUUUCACCGUAUGGACCUGUUAUAUUUGUUUCGCGAAUCAAAAGCAACUUACGUACGAAUUCUUCGAAAAUCUGCAGGAGAUCACCGACAGUUACAGAAGGAGAAAUAGAAGAUAUGGAAUUUAUGAAGAAGCUGAAACCAAGUCUAACGGAAUAGCCAAAUGGCCAGCGUUAGUAUUUUUUGGUGCAUUCUAUGGGGUCAUCAUCAUAUCGGUUAUAGAUAUAAUUGUAUCUGAUUUGAUACCAGGUGAACUAAAUCCAGAAAAUUGGUACACAUUUUAUAAAAUGAGUGCACCGUUUGACCGAAGCAUGGUUUCUGGUUUUAUUGGUUACUUCAUUAUUCAAUUUCUAUUAUUGCAUUGCUAUUACGCCGGUUUGAUACCCUGUUUCUCAUUUUUCGUCGGUACUUGCUACUAUUUGGGAGCAUGUUGCGAUGACUUGAGUGAACAGUUUGAUGCUAUUGAUAACGACGUAUCGCAAAAUGAUAACAAUAUCAAAUCGAGAUUGAUUGCUAUUGUAAUAUUUCAUGUCAACCUUAUUGAGCAAUUUAAGUUACUGACACAAAUAUUUAGUGGAGUGAUUUUUUAUCAAUUGGCAUGUGGUUCAGCAUUUAUAUCGACCACUUUAUUCCAAUUGGAUUUGGCCUGGGGAAAUUUUGACGGCAAUUUCUUUGUAAUUCUUUGCGUUGUCGUUCUGAGCAUAAUGUGCAUCCUGCCGUACUGCUGGUUCGCCACAGUUUUGUCGCUUCAAUUGCAUAAUAUUAGCCAUGAUGCCUAUCAUUCCAUUUGGUAUGUUCAUCCACCGUAUUUGCAGAAAUACGUUCGAUGGAUCAUUAUUUAUGGUCAAAUACAAAGAAACUUUGACGGAUAUCAUAUUUUUAAAUGCUCAUUAGAGGUCUUUAUGAAGAUCACAAAGGCAUCUGGUUCAUAUUAUUUAAUGUUGAAGAGCUUCUAAGCUUCACCUUGAGAGAUUACUCAACCAAUUUCAUUUGGAAAACUUGAUUGAAUUUUUAUUCAAACCGAAUCAAUGUUAAAAAAUGGUUCAGUUUGUUGCUACAGUACAAUUUAAUUAUUUGAAUGAAAAUCACUUGUUUAUUGGUAGGCAAUUUCAGUUUCCUCCAAAUAGAACGUCAAUUCGUUUAAUGAUAUAUGAAACGUUUAAGUUCACAAAGAUUUACUUUGUUAAUAAAAUGUUGAUCUAGUUUCAGUCAAUUUGAUUUUUGAAAUACGCAUAUAGUAUAGCUUGCAGUUUCAUUUGGGUCGAUUAUUUGGGCCCUUCUUCAGGUACAAUAUUGUAGUUCAUGUUCUUCAUAGAAUAAAUGUUGGAAAAAAUCAAAAUAUUGAAAAAAUACAUUGUCAACUGACAGAAACUUCAUUGAUUUUGAACACACUCGCGACAAAAUGUGGAGUUUUCUUUCCAUAUAUAUAAACUCUUUAUUUAUGGCAAUUGGUAAAACAGAGUAAAAAUUUUAAUAAAUUAUAUAAAAGUAACGACUUCAUCAGUUCGUACAUCUACAAUUUUUGACGCUUUUCAUUUUCCUGGCGCA